Molecule: messenger RNA, 1311 nt
Organism: Caenorhabditis remanei
Lineage: Eukaryota; Metazoa; Nematoda; Chromadorea; Rhabditida; Rhabditidae
Exons: 4
Coding region: 1-1311 (436 amino acids)
Source: RefSeq, a predicted model, not a curated record
AUGGAUUCGAAACUACAUGAGAGUGACGAAAAUGUGGUACAAGAGGGAGGAGCCAAUGUUCGAAUUCUGACUAAACAUGCUGAGGAUGCGAAUGGAAGAUUUAAUGGACAUGUCAAUACAGUAACACUUUCUCUCGAACUUUCACCAACGAUGACGUCCGAUCCACGUGGAGCGGAACUAUUUGCCGACACGCUGAUUGAUCUUGUUAGAAGAAAUGACCCAUUCAAAACUCCACAGACUAGAGCGGGAUUCACCUUUGAAUCUUCAGAGUUUCAAGAGACUGUUGGAAUUCCAUUCCAAAAAAUUAGUAACAUGUCAGUGUCAAAAAUUGUAGAGAACAUGUCCAAAAUGUCUCAAUCAAGUAGAUCCCCGCUUGAACUUGAAGAUCCUAAACUGACUAUGAGGAUCACAUAUCUCAACCCACCAAGCGGAAGUGGUAAACGGAAAAUCAAUACAGGAGAUAUUUUUGAGAUAACAGCAUUUGAGAAGAAGAAAAGAACAGACGAUACCAUUGACGAACCAUGUUGUGAGAGUAAAAGCGUGGUGGAAACGAAACAGACAAGAUCAAAUAUAAUGCCGAAUGAAGUACUCGACAAUUGCCUAGUUCAUGCACUGUAUCAAACACUUAAGUGUCAAGAGAUGCCAGCAAAUAUUCCAGCGUACCGCGAAGCCAACGGCAAUCUCAACAAAACGUUCUCUGGUUUUGAUUCAACUCGUGUUGAAGAUUUGUAUUUGGAGGACGAGUUGAAUGAAACUAUCAGAAACGACGAGUCAGUCAAUGGUUAUGGUAUGAAAGCUCCGGAGAAUGAUGACACAUUGGAAAUUGCUAACGGCGAUACUGUCAAUAUCGUUCGGUCGGACCAAUGGACACAUUUCAUGAAAAUGGAAGAGUUUGCAUCUGACGUUUUCCCAAGAGGUGCGAUUGCCGGGGUUUACACUUGCUGGGCUGGAAGAGUCCUAGAAAUGCCAUAUAUCGUAGUCGCGAAAGAUUUCAUCAUGUUUUACGGCAAGACUGAGGCGCCACAGAGAAUGCCUCCGUACUUUCAGUUUGAGCUCCUCCCUUUGGUCAAAUCAUCCGAUGAUCGGAUUGUUUCCGGAGUUUAUCGCUACGUUUCUGUUGAUCACGAGAUUUGGCCGUCGUUGAUGUCACUUGGGGACCAUUUGAACAAUGCCUGUCACUCAGCAGACCUCAUCUACUACGAAGAUGAUAAUAUCAACAAGGUGUCGACGUCUAAAAAAGAAAAAGAGAAAGAAGCGAUCGGUAGUUUUUCUCAAUUCGCUCGCUCCUCCUAUUUCAAAAUAAACAAAUGA